Molecule: messenger RNA, 1599 nt
Organism: Sodiomyces alkalinus F11
Lineage: Eukaryota; Fungi; Ascomycota; Sordariomycetes; Glomerellales; Plectosphaerellaceae
Exons: 1
Coding region: 61-1599 (512 amino acids)
Molecular function (GO): acyltransferase activity, transferring groups other than amino-acyl groups
Source: RefSeq, a predicted model, not a curated record
UUCGCUCCCACCGUGGUGAAAGCGCACAGACGAACUGUCCUGUCCACUCAACUGUCGACCAUGGGUUCCGUACCGGCAGAGUUGCAUAUCCCACUUACACCUCUAGACCAUGCACCGCCCGGAAACUACUCCUGCUCCUUGUCCUACCUCCCCCUCCAACCCGGCGUGAGCCCAAAGCAGGCGUUUCAACUCCUUCAGGAAGGCCUCCACAGAACCUUUGUCCAGUUGCCCUGGGUGGCUGGCAGAGUAUGGCCGCAGACGCCCGGCACCCCUGGCUAUCGGCCGGGGCAGCUCGAGAUUCGCUACAGCCCGGUGGACAGCCAUGGGCCGCGGCCCUAUCAGAUCAAGUUCAACGAGCUCAAGACGACAAAGACGUACGACGAGCUGAAAGACGAGGCCUUCCCCACCGACUCGUUCCCGGACGAGUCGUUGAUAUGGGCCCCCUUUAUGCCUGAUAUCAACAAGGGGCCCGAAGUCCUCGUGGCCCAGGCCAACUUCAUCCCCGGCGCUUGUCUCCUGACGGCGGGCAUGUAUCAUAAAGCAACCGACGGCAUUGGCGGAGUUCGCAUUUUCACCUUGUGGGCCGAGCAUUGUCGGGCCUUGCAGUUCCCGGGGCCUGGAGAGCUGCCAACUCCGGUGCCGCCAGGACCAGCCAGCAUGGACCGCAGCUUGCUGGACAAGACAUGGGCGAAAGAACAAACCGGAAAGUCGGUCGAGGAAAUCGAUCCGGGCAAUUGGCGGUUACUAGGCCUAGCACCCCCGUCAGCCUCCACACCAACCCCGGAUUCCGCGGAAGAAGACGAUGCCGCGCCCGCACCGGUGGAGAAAGUAAACGGAGACGCAAAAGAAGAGCCACAGCCUGAAGAGACCCGGACGCUCAAGUCGGCCAUCUUCUACGUCCCGCCGCGCAAAUUCGUCGCCCUGCAACGGGAAUGCGCAAAGGGCGGCGACGGGAUCUCCGGAACCGACGCCAUAGUGGCCCUGAUAUGGCGAUGCGUGCUCAAGGCUCGGGCCAAGGCCGCACGGCAGAGCGGGAAAACUACCGGCGACAUCACGAACCCGGACGCCCUGUCCAUCCUGGCCGUCACGGUAGACGGGCGGCCCUAUUUCUCCUCGUCGCUUCCCCCCGACUACAUGGGAAACCUCACCUGCAUCAACCUGUCGGCCAUGCCCCUUUCCGCCCUGACGUCCCCGGAGACCGGCCUGCCCGCGGUGGCGCGCACGAUCCGCGACGGCGCCAACUCGGUAACCACGGCGAAUCUGCUGGAUGCGUACGCCCUGGCCAGGAGCGUGCCGGACUUUGCCCACCUGUCUCUGCAGAACGCGAGCCUGGACAGCACUACGCUGCUCGUGUCGCCGCUGCUUACGUACCCCACGAACUUGUUGAGUUUUGGAGACGAGCUGUUUGGCAACGGGGGUUUCGUCGAGGCGUUGAGGAUGCCCAUGUAUUCCUUCAACCGUAUGACUCGGCUCUGUCUCGUGCUUCCGAAGCUGGCUGCGGGCGGUGUCGAGUUUUUGUUGAACUUGUUUGAGGAGGAGAUGGACGUCUUCUUGAAGGACCCGGAGUUUAAGAAGUAUGCCAUGUUUCUGGCGAACUGA